This is a messenger RNA of Lodderomyces orthopsilosis Co 90-125, 705 nucleotides long. It is a transcript of the gene POP3, whose product is annotated as Pop3p. Gene Ontology annotation, cellular component: cytosol; nucleolar ribonuclease P complex; ribonuclease MRP complex. Gene Ontology annotation, molecular function: ribonuclease MRP activity. The transcript has a single exon. The record is from RefSeq and is a predicted model, not a curated record. The coding region runs from base 1 to 705 and encodes 234 amino acids. Gene Ontology annotation, biological process: intronic box C/D snoRNA processing; nuclear-transcribed mRNA catabolic process, RNase MRP-dependent; tRNA processing. Lineage: Eukaryota; Fungi; Ascomycota; Pichiomycetes; Serinales; Debaryomycetaceae.
AUGUCUAAUAAAGGAGUUACCAAACCUGACAAUGCGGCAUCCACAUCAUUAAAAGCUAGGAGUAGCAAGAAAAACCAGGUAUUCAAGGCUUUGCUUGAUAACCCUUACACGCAGUCGAAUACCUGGCCCUUUGUGACGCCAUCAGUAGCAAAGGAUCUACUAGAUUUGAUGGAUGCUAUACUUUGUCCUAUUGUUCAAGAAGCAAUUAAAAUUGAACGAAUAAAAUGGCUAUAUUACGGCUUUAAUUCAACGGUGGAAACUUUGGAGAGACAGGCAGCAAAUAAUAGAGGCAAGCACAAGGACUCCGUGAGACAGAUAAAAUACCUCAUCGUGUGCAAAUAUGACAUUACGCCACAGUUACUUACAAGCAUGUUCCCCACAUUGUGCUUCACUGCAUCAAAGAGUUCAUCUGACAUGGUAAAGUUGGUUCAGUUACCAAAGGGUAGCAUGGAGAGACUUUCAAAUAUAAUAGGUGUCGCAAACACGGGUAUUUUGGGGUUACCUGGUGAUGUAGAGUUGGCGGAGCCCAUUUACAAGCUUAUUGACGAAAACGUUAAAGAUAUAGAAAUUUCCUGGUUGAGUAAUAUAUUUGACUCCCCUGGCAUUUUUUAUCAGCCACAAGUUAAACAGCUACAAGUGAAAACGCCUCAGGGUAAGAAGAAGAAAAACUCAAAGUCUAUAGAUGCGAAUAAAUCGAACGCGUAA